Tripterygium wilfordii is the source of this 995-nucleotide messenger RNA. RefSeq names its product transmembrane emp24 domain-containing protein p24beta3-like. The record is from RefSeq and is a predicted model, not a curated record. NCBI's taxonomy places the organism in Eukaryota, Viridiplantae, Streptophyta, Magnoliopsida, Celastrales, Celastraceae. Gene Ontology annotation, cellular component: COPII-coated ER to Golgi transport vesicle; Golgi apparatus; endoplasmic reticulum-Golgi intermediate compartment. The coding region runs from base 84 to 737 and encodes 217 amino acids. Gene Ontology annotation, biological process: intracellular protein transport; endoplasmic reticulum to Golgi vesicle-mediated transport; Golgi organization. The transcript is spliced from 4 exons.
GAUGUCGUAUUAAGACCGAGGGAGAAAACCAUUUUCUGUUACCUUUCCCGUUCAACUAAGGCUCAUUCUUCCUAUCUCAGAAAAUGGAGUUGCGGAGAGGGAGACCGAGAUGGGGAGGGGGAAUAUACUUGUUGGCUUUGUUGAUUGUAAGCUCUAUUGGACGAAUUUCGGGUCUAUCGGUGACUGUGACCGACACGGAGUGCGUCCAGGAUUACGUCCUAUAUGAAGGCGACACCGUCUCCGGGAACUUUGUGGUGGUCGACCACGACAUCUUCUGGAACAGCGAUCAUCCAGGAAUCGAUUUCACCGUGACAUCUCCAGCAGGCAAUGUUGUGCAGACUUUCAAGGGGACAUCCGGGGACAAGUUUGAGUUUAAGGCACCACGAAGUGGGAUGUACAAAUUCUGCUUUCAUAACCCGUAUUCAACUCCAGAGUCAGUCUCCUUUUACAUCCAUGUGGGUCAUAUUCCCAGCGAGCAUGACCUUGCAAAAGAUGAGCAUUUGGACCCAAUUAAUGUUAAAAUUGCUACAUUGAGAGAGGCAUUGGAGUCUGUUACAGCAGAGCAGAAGUAUUUGAAAGCUCGUGAUGCUCGGCAUCGUCACACAAAUGAGAGCACAAGAAAGCGCGUCAUAGGUUACACUGUUGCGGAGUACUUUUUGCUGGGCGCUGCAAGUGCACUUCAAGUCAUAUACAUACGUCGCCUUUUCAGCAAGUCUGUUGCAUACAACCGGGUUUGAGACAACUGAUUAAUGUUACUAGAUGUUCUUAAGCAACAGGGAUAAUUCAAUUAGUUGAGGUUGGCAGGAAGUAAAUUAUGCAACAGAACAGUAUGCUCUCAUGUACAAUUGUUUAUUUUACACAUUACUAGGGCACAAUGUUUUACCGAAUGGCUGUGUUACAGUCUUAUCUUUUUCAGUCAUGACUGUGCGAGGCAAACAUCAUAUUCUGAUUAUUUCAAUGAACUUGAAAUGGAUAGCAAAUUUGGAUACAGAAAA